GGAGGGUUUGAAGUUAAUGGAGAGUAAGUGCAAGCCAAACACGAUUACUUAUAAUUGUUUGAUUGAUGGGUUUUCUAAAGUGGUGAGAUCGAGAGAGGGCAAGAGCUAUUUGAGCUGAUGAAAAAUGGAUGGAGUGGAAGUCAAUGUGGUUACGCUUGAUGCAUUGCUUGAUGAGAUGUGUAAGCACGGGAGAGUUAGUAGUGCGGUGGAGUUUUUCAGCGAAAUGCAAGAGAAGGGUUUGAAAACAAAUGCUAUUAUUUACACUAUCGUGAUUACUUCUUUUUGCCGUGCAAACAAUAUCAACAAGGCCAUGAAGUUGUUUGAAGAAAUGUUAAAAAGUGGUCUCUCCCCAGAUGCACUUGUGUACAACAGCUUGAUAUCUGGCCUUAGCCGGGCUGGAAUAAUGGAUGAUGCUAGCAUCAUCGUGUCGAAAAAGAAAGCAGCUGGGUUCAACUUUGGAUGCUCUCAAUUACAAUAUUCAAAUUACACAAAUUUACAAGUUUUAAGGAUGUCUCUAAUAUUUGAUUUGAUGAAUGGCUGCCGUAAAAGGCCAACUAACCACAGGCUUUGCACCUCGGGUGAACAUUUCCAGAAUGGCUUACUCUAUGCAAGAAAUACAAAAGAAGAAGCAAAAAAAUUUAAACGUGCAAACCGCCGCCACCUACCUCCAGUCAUGGGACGACUCCUCCGCCACUACCUAACUAAACCCCACAUUUGCACCACCGUUCUACGCCGCUUCUGCUCCGAGCCCUACUCCUCUACACCACCAUCACCGCCAUCAUCAACCACCUCCUCUACCAUCCCUCAAAUAAUCUCUCUCCUACAGAACACUGACCCCAACGACUGGCCCAACAAACCCGAACUCUCCACCCUCCUCUCCUCUCUCACUCCUCUGUCACACCUCAAACUCGCCCGCCAGUUGCCCAAUUCCCAAAUUAUGCUUAAAUUGUUUCAACAUUUCAAAUCCACCUUUCCGCAACCCAACUCCACCACGUCCCUCUCCUUCAUAUUCCAAGCCGUUUUUGAGCACGCACUGCGCGAGCAUUCUGAUUCGGCAAGCAAGCUUUACGAGCUUUUUAUUCUAUCGAAAGAUGAAAAAAUUCCGCUCACAAUCAACGCCGCCACCCUCCUCAUCAAACGCUUUGGUCAGGCCAGAAUGGUUCAAGAAUUCGUCCAAGUUAAUGAUGCACUUGAUCCCGAUUCGAGAAACACCCAUGUGGUGAAUUCACUUAUUGACGCGCUGCUGAAAUCUGGGCGGAUUGAUGACGCACUGAAGCUGCUCGACGAAAUGCUGAAGCAGGAUACGGGAUACCCACCUAAUAAUAAUACCGUUGAUAUUGUUUUUACCGCAAUAUUAAAGAGGGGAUGGGUUGGAAGGGAUGUGAACGUGGAGGAAAUUUAUAAGCUCAUUUUGAAUUUUAGUGAACAUGGGAUUUUUGUAAAUAGUUUUUGGCUAACACAAAUAAUUACGAAGUUUUGUAGGACCGGACAGUGUGGCAAGGCAUGGGACCUCUUGCAUGAGAUAAUGAGUUUAGGGGGAGAUGUAGAGACGGCUUCUUGUAAUGCCCUUUUGACAGGGUUGGGAAAAGAACGUGAUUUUGUGAAAAUGAAUUUGCUUAUGGAGGAAAUGAAGGAAAAGGGAAUUCCACCGAAUGUCGUCACAUUUGGGAUUUUGAUUAAUCAUUUAUGUAAGUUUUAUAGGGUCGAUCAGGCUUUGGAAGCAUUUGAGAAGAUAAAAGAUGGAGACUUCAGAAUUGAGCCUGAUGUUGUGCUUUAUAAUACAUUGAUUGAUGGUUUAUGUAAAGUUGGGAGGCAGGAGGAGGGUUUGAAGUUAAUGGAGAGGAUGAAGUUGGAGAGUAAGUGCAAGCCAAACACGAUUACUUAUAAUUGUUUGAUUGAUGGGUUUUGUAAAUCGGGUGAGAUUGAGAGGGGGCACGAGCUAUUUGAGCUGAUGAACAAGGAUGGAGUGGAAUUAAAUGUGGUUACGCUUAAUACAUUGCUUGAUGGGAUGUGUAAGCACGGGAGAGUUAGUAGUGCGGUGGAACUUUUCAGCAAAAUGAAAGAGAAAGGUUUGAAAGCAAAUGCGAUUACUUACACUAUCUUGAUUACUUCUUUUUGCAGUGCAAACAAUACCGACAAGGCCAUUAAGUUGUUUGAAGAAAUGUUAGAAAGUGGUCUCUCCCCGGAUGCACUUGUGUACAACAGCUUGAUAUCGGGCCUUAGCCAGGCUGGAAGAAUGGAUGAUGCUAGCGUCAUUGUGUCAAAGAUGAAAGCAGUUGGGUACUACUUGGAUGUUCUGAGUUACAAUAUUCUAAUUAGUGGAUUUUGCAGGAAGAAUAAAAUGGAUAAAGUUUCUGAGACGCUUAAAGAUAUGGAGCAUGCAGGGGUGAAGCCAGACCGUGUCACGUAUAACACUGUGAUUUCAUACUUUUGCUCAAAAGGAGAUUUCGGGCACGCCCAUAGAGCUAUGCAGAAGAUGAUCAGUGAUGGUUUAGUGCCUAACAUCGUUACUUAUGGAGCAUUGAUUCAUGCUUAUUGCGUGGUUGGUAAAAUUGAUGAUGCUAUGAAAAUAUUCGGAGACAUGAGUUCUUCUUCAAAGGUGCCACCUAACACUGUUAUAUACAACAUGUUGAUUGACUCUCUGUGCAAAAAUAAUAAAGAAGAAGCUGCUCUUUCUUUAAUGAUUGACAUGAAGGAAAGAGGGGUUAGGCCAAAUACCACUACAUUUAAUGCCAUAUUCAAAGGCCUCCGACAGAGGAAUUGGUUGGAUAAAGCAUUGAAAAUGAUGGAUCAAAUGACUGAACAGGCUUGUAAUCCAGAUUAUAUUACAAUGGAAAUCCUUACUGAAUGGCUUUCUGCUGUUGGUGAAACAGAAAAAUUGCGAGCCUUUGUGAAGGGUUACGAGGUUUCUGCUUCAACUGCGUAGGAGGGUUGUAGCAUGUAAGAAAAAUCCCUCGUUCUUUUGCACCUCAUAGAGGAGAUGAAGAAAUGUGCCAUAUUCACCAGCAGACUGUGAUUCAUACACACCGAGUUCAGAUUCCAUUUGACAUGCAAAGUGAACAAGACUCUCUGUUCUUAUGGCCAAUUUGAAGGGAAGUAGUCAAUAUUCCCUGCUCAAUGGUUUGUCACAACAGUUUCCCAUACUCUUUAACUUUAAGAGCAGCGGUUUACUGGUGGUGAGAAGCACGCUCGAACUAUCUUUUUACAAU
This is a messenger RNA of Olea europaea var. sylvestris, 3209 nucleotides long. Its product is annotated as pentatricopeptide repeat-containing protein At3g61520, mitochondrial-like. Bases 125 to 2926 code for a protein of 933 amino acids. The transcript is spliced from 3 exons. Gene Ontology annotation, molecular function: protein binding. NCBI's taxonomy places the organism in Eukaryota, Viridiplantae, Streptophyta, Magnoliopsida, Lamiales, Oleaceae. The record is from RefSeq and is a predicted model, not a curated record.